Molecule: messenger RNA, 5667 nt
Organism: Exserohilum turcica Et28A
Lineage: Eukaryota; Fungi; Ascomycota; Dothideomycetes; Pleosporales; Pleosporaceae
Exons: 2
Coding region: 1-5661 (1886 amino acids)
Biological process (GO): protein import into nucleus; RNA export from nucleus
Cellular component (GO): nuclear pore inner ring
Molecular function (GO): structural constituent of nuclear pore
Source: RefSeq, a predicted model, not a curated record
AUGCCCCCCCUCCAAUCGCCCGACUUCGACCUGGGCAAGUGCCUCAAGGGCGAGCAGCAGCUCGUCACCUGGGACGUCGCAUAUCGCGCCCUCUGCGACCCCGAAACCGCGUCCAAGAGCGACGCCCUACGCGCCUUUCUCACCGCCAAGGAAAACGUCGACACCCUUAGCCAUCCAUGGACGCCCUUCGCAGACCCAUCGUCGCAGGAAAAGACAAAGUUCGAAACCAAGACGGCGCCCAUCAGCGUCACGCCGGCCCAGAGCGAGCACUAUGACGUAGAGGAGAUCAAGGAAGACAGCCUGUGGCUCUCAAAAGAGGCGCAAAUAUCCGAGUACGCAGCCUUGCAGCUCGUGGUGCAGGAAUGGCAAGGCAGGCCCGCGGCUCAGCUGCUGAGUGGCUUGACUGAGGAGGAGACGCUCAGCGUGCAAGAUGCUGCCGGAAUCGCCAACCUGGGCGCCUCUACCUUCGUCCCCAACUCGUCCAUCCUCGCAACACCGCUCGCCUCGCGAACCGCCCAUCUCGACAACAAGAACCAGCGCCGCCUGCAUAUCCUCGAUGUCUACCACUCGGCGUGCGCCUCCAUCAUACGCAUAAGCCAGCUGCUUGUCUCGUGGGGCUGCGCCUCCAGUCUGCGCAACCAAACCAUAUACGGGACCGAGUACCUCAGCAUUGGUGCCGGAUGGAUCGAAGAGCUUGGUCAGACUAUCGCUGCGGCGCAGGACGGGCCUGCGGGCGGCAAAGCGCUAGAUGAGUGCCUGAAGGCCUUUACAAAGAGAUGCGACGCUCUCGAUACUGGCUAUGCAUGGAAUGUCGACGAUUCGAUACUGGAAGCCGCAUCCGAGAAGUGGGUUGUCGCUCAAACCACCGAGUUGCUGCACAUUCUUCAUUUGGCCCUGGUACAUGCCGACCUGGUCGCCAAAGACUUUCUCCCGGCGGCCACCAUCGAAGACUGGCUCAAGGCAUUCAGUUUCCGCAGCUUCUUCCGCGAGUUCCCCGCAGUCACAGUCCGCCAGGAGCCUCUCAUCCCGGUCAUACAACUCCUGACUUCACUCAUGUCCCUGACCAUCUUGAAGGUAGAUAGGAUCAUGGACGAUCUCGAGUCUGGCGACUGCAACACCUGGCACUCUUCGUCGUACAUUUUGAACACUACCGUAGUGGAGAGCAUCACCACCAUAUUUGGGGAAGCAAAGAUACUGGGUGCUAGUCCUGCCACACCGCCCAUGUUCGCCUGGGCCAUCAUCACGUGGAAGCUCACGAGCCGCGCAACCUACGAGGAGCAAGAACGCGAGCGCCUCCUUGAAGCAUCAAACGCUCCGGGAAACACAGAGCCGGAACCCUCAUCGCUCGAGGAGGCGGCUUUGGUUAUCUCAAAACUUGAGAGCCAUGAGCUAUUCGACGGGAAGAUGCCAUAUGAGGAGCUGGCGACCGCUAGUUCAGCAGUAGGUGUUCUAGCUAUCAUCAACCAACUCGUCGAAACUUGUCUCCCCGCAUUCGGGACAUCCAUCGAUCGGAUAUCGCAAGACCGGGUUCGGCUGCUAUUCCUUCACCUUGUCCGCGCUGCCGUUGGGAGCGACAUUGUUGCGUACAGUCCAGACCUCAUUGUCACUACCUACACUAUUCUGGCUGGCGACAAUACGUUCCGCAGGUGGGAGAAUGGAGAGUUGGCCCGUCACGCUGAUCCGAUUGUUGCAUACUUCCUGGAGGACGAAUAUGUUCUGAGACCGCUCCUGCUGAACGAAGCCCGCCUACGCUAUCCCUACGAGAUGACACCGUUCUUGAAGUUUUGCAGCGCUUUGACUCGUGGAGACAGGACGAUGCAGAACGGAAUGCCUUCAUUCAUUGACAAGCUGGCGAACCAUAAUCGAUUAAUGCAACGACUUCCAGACGGCUUCCGCGAUUACCAGUUGACGCGCGAGGAGGAGAACGCCAAUUGGGUUGAGCUUACAGCUGAUCUUCCCCUAUUCUCUUCUGCAGGUUCAUCAGUCUUCCGCGGCCAACGUCGCUUAAUGGCCUCGGGCACUUCGACACAGGCGGAUGGCUUUUCUACCAUCCCGGCUGGCACAGAGGGCAUCAUAGUCGACGACAACUCUCAGCCAUAUGUGGCAGUCUGGCAUCAUCAACAUUCCACCUUGUCAUACCUCGUCGAACUACUCUCAACAUAUCCCGUAGGAAGCAGCAAAGUCGAAACUGCUACUCAGCAACCCGCGUCUCGUGAAAGUGUCGUUGAAGUCAUUGGGCUUUUCGCCGACCUGAUACACUCAUCUUUGCACUCGUCCGAAGGUAUCUGCUCGCCUGAGCUUUUAGAGGCACUCGGCAUCGGGGCUGAGAGCAGUCUGGACACUGUGAACAUUGUGCUCGCAAUCCUCGAAGAAGAGCUCCUCUACCUCUGCCAGGAACCAAGCAACGAAGCAUCUUUGGAGCUACUGGUCAACUGCACCCAUUUCUUGGAAGCCUUGAUCAUUGUCUCCCCACAGAGAGUGUGGCCAUGGCUUGCGAGGAGUAGAUUGUUGGAGGGUGAUGGCAACGGAAGCUUGGCAACCAUUUUAAUCGGCACUGAAAUGGUUCUUGGGCGAUACGACUUCCUCCUUGGAUGCAUCCGACUCUACAAGGGGCUCGUCAGGGAUGCUGUCGAACGAUCUGUGUCCCGCAAAGUUCCCACAAAGGCACUCAGUCGGUUCAAUGCAUCUGCUCCCGCUGAAAGCGGCACUUCGGACAAGGUCAUGAGCACCAUUUUGUUCACAUUCGGUCGAACACUCGCCAGCAUAUACGAGAGCUCCCUGAGCUGGAAGUACACACAGCCCGACCAUCGCGCCGAGAUCAACAUUGCCAUUUGUGAAGUUUUUACCACAAUAUUGAGUCUUGCAUACAGCGUAGACGAUGCACCAAAGCUGUCCACCAAGCUCACCAAGUCCAUUGCACCUAUUGCUGAGUAUCUCACUCAACUAUAUCUUGCUCCCUCGGACACCGAUAUGCCCACGAACCCGCUAAUGACGUCUUUGAUCAUCGGGGUCAGCCCCAACGAUAACACAUUGCUCACAACAUCGGGUGCACUAUGGACUCAACAAACCCAAAGUACACUGGCGUUCGCCGAUUUGCUUGUUCGAGUUGCUAUGCUACUCAACAAACCCUGGACUCAUCUGGAACAACAACUCUUCAAAGCUACACCGUUAUUAGCCCGACUGUACGCCACAAGUGACAAGUGGAAGUCUCAGGUGGUACUGUUGUUGGAGGCUUUGGUCCGUGGCGCUGUCCGUGUUACUAUACAAGAAGAGACGGAAACAGUCGAAGGAGACGCAAAACAGACUACGCGGAAGAAGAGUGAGCAGCGAGAACCACCUUCGCUCCUCGGCCAUCUUGGACCCCGGACAGCGAAGAACUUUCUGAGCGUGCUUUCUCAACUGGAUGAGCCACUGAAGAUAGUGGACAUCCAAAGAAACGUAUGGAACCUGCUUUCGGCUGUAGUAACCUGCAAACAGCAAUGGUUCUCUCUCUAUCUGCUUACUGGGAACACUCCACGAGAGUCGAUUCGAACCAAGAAGAAUGCGGCGCCAGACUCGCGAAACAAGGCUCUACUCACACGAGCUUUUGAUGCGCUGUCUAGCAUGACCCUACCGGAGAAGGAACCUGCUGGCAUCUCAUGGCCACUAUUCAGUGCAAUGCUCGAGUUCGUCUCGUCCGCGCAAAAUAACUGGUCUUGGGCAAUGGGCGAUCUACGACAACGUAAAGACCUUAUUCAGAAACUGCUCACAUUCCUGAAGUGGAUGGCAAAGCAGUCCAAGCAGCCGCGAAUGAGCAGCAAUGAAGAGACUCUGGAACGCUCGUUUCAGAACAAAUUCGCAUCCUUGGCUUGCGAGGUCAUUGCCAUGUACCUUCACAGCUCGCGCCAAGUAGGCGAUGUCACUGUGCUGAAAGAUAUCGUCCCCAGCUUGACGUACUUGGAAGAAAAUGCCUUGGACCUACCAUCUUACAGCACGUCACUACACGGAUAUUUGAAGCAGAACCUGGAGAAACAGUACCCCGGUGUCUCCCUAGCAAACCUCAAGCGGACCACUUUAUACCCCGAAAACUUUGGACGAGCAUUCUUCUACGAUAUCGACCUUGCUCAGCAACUCCUGGGUUUUAACAGCAAAUGGGCUGGCCCCAAGGAAGGCACAGGUUUCGCAUCGGAAGUCGAGAAGGCCAACUACAACCUGGGACUGGUAGAAUCUCAAGUCUUACUACUCCAAGGUUGGAAAUUGUUGACUCUGGAGCUUAGCCAAGUCGUGGCCAAGGAUGAGCGAAUCGUCAAGGUACUCGUCGGUGUCGUUCAAAAAUGCAUGACCGCCAACACCCAGUCAAAUCUACCAGAGGCCUUGUUCGGCCAGCUCAUGGUCUUGCGAGCAGACCUGGCAUUUGCUCUGCUUAAGAAGCUUGUAGAGGCCAAGGUUCGGACUACAGAAGCGCGUCAAUUACUCGCCCCGAUAUGGAGCGCCAUCCGCGCUUCAACUCCGGACUUUGAUAAUGCCUUCUCUACAGAUGCAGUCCAUUACUACCGCUCCUUGCUACGCAUCCUCUACCUCGCUCUUCAUUUCCAUCUCAUUGAGGAAACCGAUCAGUCUGAGGAUGCCUCGUUCCGCUCGAGCUUCCGUGGCACCAUGCCAGCCAGCCAUAACAACUACACCGAGCCCAUCUCGACGCAGCUCCUCGAGAUUCUAACCGACACGGUAGCCAAAGGCUUCCGUGGCUUGGCCACGCAACUGCACGCCGAGCCCUUGUCUGUCUUGCCAUCUGACUUUGCUCUCCUCACUGCGCUGCUGCAGCGCAUCAUUGCCAUACCAGAAAUGUCCAAAUGGCAACACCAAGCAGCGCUUCUUUUUGCAAAUAACAACACAGUGCGAUACGCCACUAGCCUGUUCUCCUGGGCCGAUCGCCUGGCAAUAUCACACAACGGCGUGGAGGAUCCCAUUUACGGCGAGCUAAGCAUCCUCUUCCUGCUCUCCCUCUCGAGCAUCCAAGCUUUAGCUGAAACCAUGGCCGUUGAAGGCAUUCUCAGCCAGCUCAACACGGCAAACAUCAUGAACUACUACCGUCGCAUCAACGGUACCGGCCCCUUUGACAACCCCAGCCGCAUGUAUUCGAUCUGGACAAAGGGUAUCCUUCCCCUGUGCCUCAACCUCCUCCUAUCCGUCGGUCCUCCAAUCGCCGCCGAAAUCUCGUCUUUCCUCAACCAAUUCCCCGAACAACUCGCCCGCUCCACAGCAAGCAUCAACUCCAACUCUUCGUCGCGGCACUCGGCCACCAAAAUCACUCUCUCCAUUGCCUCUGAAACCCACAGUCUUGCCCUCAUCGCCGCCAUCCUCGAAAACGUGCGCAAGCAAGGCCCCAAGCUGGGUAUCCAGGCCAACGAAGUCGCCCCCCUGGACUGGGAAAAGGAUACUGUCAAGGAAGACGUCGAGAGCUGGUUAAGCCGCAAGAGCGCACUCAGAGAACGCAUUGUGGCUGUUGACGAGCGGGAACUGGAUAUGCUGAAUAGAAUUAAAGGAAAGGGCGAAGAUGCACUGAGCGAACUCGAGGAGAGAGUUGUGGCUGAGCUGGAAGAUGCAAGGACGUGUUUGACGCCGGGUAAUGGUGGUGCUGCUGGUGCAAAUGGGAAUGGGAAUGGGGAUAGUAUGAGGAAGUAGAAAGUG